Messenger RNA from Rotaria sp. Silwood1, 284 nucleotides. NCBI's taxonomy places the organism in Eukaryota, Metazoa, Rotifera, Eurotatoria, Philodinida, Philodinidae. The record is from the annotation of a GenBank genome assembly.
AUGAAUAAUGUCUCCAUUCAACUUGGUAAUCUAACUUGGCCUGACAGAUCGUUUCUUCCACGUGCUGUGGAUAUUAGUCAAGAUCUAUUCGUCGUAGUACUUGGCUUUGUGGGUGAUCCGAGUAGCAACUAUACUCCAUGUGCUUAUCUUCUAAGUAGAUCUGGUUCAAAUUUUACUGUACAUGAUACAUGGAUGUACAUGCCACCAACGGCUACCUCGUGGCAAGCAAGUCUUACAAACUGGGACGCCGAUAUCUAUUUAGCCAAACACGAUAUGUCAGUGAG